CAAUCGAAAAAACCUCGACUCGUUCCACGACAGGGACUUCCUAUAAACCAAAGAAAAGAAAUCCUUACCCCAAAGCAACGCAACCUACCUCUCUCUCUCUCUCUUAUUUUACUGUCAUAUCAUGCAAAGCAGCACCUUAUAAGAAGGCCCUUUUAAGUUUUAACCCUCACAAGUCACAACACAACACAACAUUUGUUUUCCUCAGCCAGCUCAUUCAUUCAACUCCAUCACCAACCCCUUCUCUCUCUCUCUCUCUCUCUCUCUCUCUCUCUCUCUCUCUGAUAUUUCAACGUUCCUAUGCCAGAUCUCUCGGGGUAACCGCGCUAUUUAGGGUCGUCUGCUUCUCUUCUCUUCUACUUUUUCAUUUGGGUAUUUCCAUCGCGUACAAAAAUUCAAUCUUUUUUAUUUUUAAGGGAUACCCUUUUUGUACUUUCCCUUUUUCUGGUGGAUUUUUCGCCGCGUAACUCUCGACCCUUGAUUUGAUUUACCUUCUAUAUAUACCCCACUUGCCAAAAACAGAGUCUUUUUGUGGAGAGAGAUGGAGAGCGAGUGUGAGAUGAGAGAAGAGAAUAAUAAUAAUAAUAAUGGGUUUUGUGUGUUCAGUGAUGAUGAGCUUAAGGAUGUGAGUGGUGUGAAGCGUGUUGGUGGUGACUGUGUUGAAGUCACGUGCGGAUGCACUAGUCACAGAUAUGGUGAUGCUGUUGGAAGGCUUAGGGUUUUCUCUAAUGGCUGCCUCCAAAUCUCUUGUGAAUGCACUCCUGGUUGCAACGAAGACAAUAUGACUCCUUCUGCAUUUGAGAAGCACUCCGGAAGAGAGACAGCGAGGAAAUGGAAGAAUAAUAUUUGGGUAAUAGUUAAUGGUGAGAAGGUUCCAUUAUUCAAAACAGUUCUACUCAAGUACUAUAAUAAAGUUUCCAAAGCUGCAAGCAAUAAUGUGCGCGGUUGCCACCGUGACGAGUUCAUCCGUUGCACGGAGUGCAACAAACAUCGCAGGUUCCGGCAGAGGACUAAAGAGGAAUGCCGCCUUCACCAUGAUGCUUUGGCUGAUAGUAACUGGAAAUGUUCUGAUCAUCCAUAUGAUAAAAUUACAUGUGAGAAUGAAGAAGAGAGAGCAAGUAGAAGAGUUUACAGAGGCUGCACACGAUCACCAACAUGCAAAGGAUGCACAACAUGUGUGUGCUUUGGCUGUAAUGUAUGUCGCUUUUCGGAUUGCACUUGUCAAACUUGCACUGAUUUUACAUGGAAUGCCAAAGCUGAGUAGAGGGAUCCAUCAUCAUCAUCUUCUUCUGAUGAGUUACUUAGCACCUUUCUUUUGAUUAUGGACUGAAUUUACCAGUCCUACCUUUGAGCAUUCAUUGUUCUUAUAUCUUAUUUAUUGUUAUGGAUUAUAAAGUUCCAUGAAGUAUUCCACAUCUUCUAUAUUGCCAUUUUGUUAUACGAUUAAAGGAUUUUAAGAUAAAGGUAAAAAUAUGUAACUGAAGUAGGAAACAGAAAAGGGUCUUUAGUUCAGACAAGCUAUGAUUGGAUUCUAUAUUUCUAUGUGAAUCUUCAGUCGAUUGUUGGAAAGUAAUAAAAAUUAAG
Arachis stenosperma is the source of this 1581-nucleotide messenger RNA. Its product is annotated as protein ULTRAPETALA 1-like. Gene Ontology annotation, molecular function: DNA binding. Gene Ontology annotation, cellular component: nucleus; cytosol. Lineage: Eukaryota; Viridiplantae; Streptophyta; Magnoliopsida; Fabales; Fabaceae. The transcript is spliced from 3 exons. The record is from RefSeq and is a predicted model, not a curated record. Bases 539 to 1261 code for a protein of 240 amino acids.